GCCGCCUGGCCCGCUGGCAGUGACGAUCGCUCGUGGGGACCGAGGGGGAACCGCCGAGGCGCGUUCCAGGCGGGGGUGCCGCGGGCGCCCCCCGAACGGGGCGGACGGGUCGGAGGAGGCCCGCCCUCGGCCCGCGGCUCCCCGCGGGGUCGUGGCAGGUGGGCCGGGCUGGACGCGGCCGGUCUGCCCGUUCCCACGGAGACUCGCUUUCUCCGCGAGAGGGAGGGGCCACCCUAAAAUAUGUAAAUUACCCAAGCGCUGUCUCCAGGCUGGGGCGCCAGCUCGGGUCCCGGGGUCCUCGCCGGCUGCAGGGUGUUUUCCAUGCAAAUGAGAAGCCUGACCGGAUCGGCGCUGCCGCGGCCGGCGGAGGGGUGAUGAGCCGGAGCCGGGGCGGCCCUCCUGCUUCCUGAAGCCCUUCCGCAGCGCUUCUGGGGCGCGCUUGGCGCGGAGCGGUGCGCGGGGCUGCCGCGCGGGGGUCGGUCGGCGGCCAUGGCUCCCGUCGCCGCCGGGGUCAGUAAGUAGGAGCGUGCCUGUGGAGGUGGAGGGGGGCGCACGUGCGUGUGGGCGCAGCCCGCCACCCACUCCCCCGCGCGCACCGCCCCGAGCCUCGGGAGCAAGGAGAUUGACGGGCCGCCGCAGUCGCCUGCACGACUCGGGCUCUUCCUGGAUUCCGCCCGGAGCCUCGCCUCGCCUGGCUGCAGCUGCCGUCUGCGGAGCCGGGCCGGAUCCCCGAGCUUCCCUGCGCUCCCCACCCCACCCCUCCGCCCCAUCCGAGCCUCGGGAAAGGAAGAUCGGUCGCCUUGGGACUGCAGGGGAGGGCAGAGCCGGUGGACGCCCGGGCGUGCUGCGGGCCGCGCGGCUGCUAGGCCCGGAGGGACACGGCUUGGACACUGUCAUCCCCACGCCCGGGCGCUGAGAGCCUCCUGGCGCAGUGGGGCUGCCGCCGCCGCCGCCGCCCCUCCGGCUUCCCGGGUGCCGGAUCCCGGGUCAGCCCCGGAGGCCUCGGUUUCCUCAUUUGUUUGGGUCUUUUGUGCCGUGGCUCACACAGUUGGCUAAGCACUCCGGCCGCUGAAUCGGGCCAUUGUCUGCGCUCCCAUUGCUUUCACGCUGCAAGUCUCGGCGCCCCCACCCCGCCCGCCCCCUCCCCGCCUCCUCCUGGCCGCGGAGCCUCCAAAACGUGCCUUUCGCCUCCCCCCCAGGAAUCUGGAAGCUAUAAGCCGAGCGGAUUGCAAAUGAAGUGUAAUGCAUUGUGGGACGUGUGUAAAAUCGGAGCCUUCGCCGUGGGGGUGUGGGGGGGCGUGGGGAGGGCCGGACCCGCUGCUGGCGGUGUAGACGCCGACGACGACGAGGAGGGGCUGGGAAAAUGUGCGCAGAGUCCGCCCGGGUCGUGCCCGCCGUAGACGGAUGAAGCAGCGCGCUGCGCCCCGGCGCUGAGGCCCCGCGAUCGGGGGCAGCAGGUCGCCCUCCACACCAUGAAGAAGACCCGGAGCACAACCUUGCGGCGAGCCUGGCCUAGCUCGGAUUUCUCAGACCGGGCCUCGGACCGCAUGAGGUCCCGCAGCGAGAAGGACUACCGUCUGCACAAGCGCUUCCCCGCGGCCUUCGCGCCCCAGGCUUCGCGGGGCUACAUGACAUCAGGUGAUGUAUCACCAAUCAGUAUGUCUCCCAUCAGUCAGUCUCAGUUUAUUCCACUCGGGGAAAUCCUUUGCUUGGCCAUCUCAGCAAUGAACUCAGCGAGAAAACCUGUCACCCAAGAAGCACUGAUGGAACACCUGACCACGUGUUUCCCAGGUGUACCAACCCCAAGCCAAGAAAUUCUGCGGCAUACCCUGAACACGCUGGUACGGGAGAGGAAAAUCUACCCAACUCCAGAUGGUUACUUCAUUGUGACCCCACAGACCUAUUUCAUAACCCCGUCCCUCAUAAGAACUAAUAGUAAAUGGUACCAUUUGGAUGAGAGGAUACCUGACCGGUCUCAGUGUACCUCUCCACAACCUGGAACCAUAACGCCCUCUGCCUCAGGCUGUGUCAGGGAAAGGACAUUGCCCAGAAACCACUGCGACUCUUGCCACUGCUGCCGGGAAGACAUGCAUAGCAUGCACGCCUCCACUCUGCAGAGGAAAGCCACCAAGGACUGCAAAGACCCCUACUGCCCGCCUUCGCUCUGCCAGGUGCCACCCACUGAAAAAAGCAAAAGUACUGUCAAUUUUUCUUACAAGACAGAAACUCUCUCCAAACCGAAAGAUAGUGAAAAGCAGUCCAAAAAAUUCGGGCUCAAGUUAUUCCGGCUAAGUUUUAAGAAAGAUAAGACUAAACAGUUGGCCAAUUUUUCCGCCCAAUUCCCUCCUGAAGAAUGGCCCCUGCGUGAUGAAGACACGCCAACCACCAUCCCUCGGGAAGUAGAGAUGGAAAUCAUUCGGCGGAUUAACCCGGACUUGACCGUGGAAAAUGUCAUGAGACACACUGCACUAAUGAAGAAACUUGAAGAAGAAAAAGCUCACAGGAGCAAAGCAGGAUCUUCGGCCCACCACAGUGGGAGGAGUAAAAAGAGUAGGACUCACCGAAAGUCCCAUGGGAAGUCUCGGUCCCAUAGUAAGACCCGGGUGUCUAAAGGAGACCCUUCGGAUGGCUCCCAUCUGGAUAUCCCUGGAGAAAGAGAGUAUGACUUUUGUGAUCCCUUAACCAGGGCCCCAAGGGAGGGCUGCUUCAUCAUCGAACACAAAGGAGACAACUUCAUCAUGCACAGCAACACAAACGUGAUCGAACCCCACUUCCCCAUGACACCAGAAUGGGAUGUGUCUGGUGAAUUGGCCAAAAGGAGAACUGAAAUGCCUUUUCCUGAACCUUCCAGGGGAAGCUCCCACUCAAAAGUGCACCGAAGCCACAGCCAUACCCAGGACCGAAGGUCCAGGAAUGAGAGAUCCAACAAAGCCAAGGAGAGGUCCAGAUCCAUGGAUAACUCCAAAGGUCCCCUGGGUGCUUCUUCUCUCGGGACUCCUGAUGACCUGGCUGAAGGGUGUAGCCAAGAUGACCAGACCCCCAGCCAAUCCUACAUCGACGACAGUACUUUAAGGCCUACCCAGACUGUUGGUCAUCAAAGGGCUCACAUCUCAUCCACGAGCUAUAAAGAAGUGUGCAUUCCAGAAAUAGUCAGUAGCAGCAAGGAACCUUCUAGCGCAUGUAGCCUUUUGGAGCCAGGCAAACCCCCUGAGAGUUUGCCUUCCUAUGGUGAACUCAACUCUUGUCCAACAAAAACAGCUACCGACGACUAUUUCCAGUGUAACACCUCCAGUGAGACGGUGCUCACGGCACCCUCGCCUUUGGGGAAGAAUCAGGAGGACCAUGACACACUAACCUUGACAGAAGGGGUGAAAAAGCUGUCUCCAUCUGAGAGGCAAGUCCCCCACUCCUCCAGGGAGCCUGCUGGGCACAAGGAAGAGUCACCCAAAGGGCCCGGUGGAGGCCCUGCUGCUUCAGGUGGAGUGGCUGAAGGAAUUGCCAACGGACGCCUCAUCCAACACCACAGCGCUGAGCCCAGCAGCCUAGACAAGAGAAAAGAGAUAUUCAGCAAGGACACCCUGUUCAAACCUCUUCAUAGCACCUUGUCUGUAAACAGCUAUCACAAAUCCAGUCUGUCCCUCCUCAAAGCUCACCCCAAAACACCUGCUGACACACUGCCAGGCCGAUGCGACAAACUGGACCCUUCCCUUGGGACGUCGGCAGCACAAGCCAUGCCCACUUCCCAGCGCCAGCAAGAGUCUGGAGGGAACCAAGAAGCCUCUUUUGACUAUUACAAUGUCUCCGAUGAUGACGACUCUGAGGAAGGGGCCAACAAAAACCCAGAGGAGGAGAAAAAUAGAGAUGAUGUGGGCACUAUGCAGUGGCUCCUGGAGAGAGAAAAGGAGCGAGACUUGCAGAGGAAAUUUGAGAAGAACCUUACCCUCCUCACUCCAAAAGAAACAGACAGUAGCAGCAACCAGAGAGCCACCCAUUCCGCCAGGCUUGACAGCAUGGACAGCAGCAGCAUCACUGUAGACAGUGGAUUCAACUCCCCACGUACUCGGGAGAGCCUGGCUUCCAACACAUCAAGCAUCGUUGAAAGUAACCGCCGUCAGAAUCCUGCUCUGAGCCCAGCCCAUGGUGGAGCUGGCCCAGCCUUCAACUUCCGUGCAAGUACAGAUCCCCCAACCAAUGAAGCUGAGAAAUUACAGAAACCUUCCAACUGCUUGCAAGCUUCUGUUACUAGUGUGUGAUAGUCCUUCUGCCUCAGAUCAUCUGUCUCAUUCAAUACAGCAAAGUUUACGACACUGGGGCUGAUGUUUACAUCUUUGGAAAGACAAGCAUCUCCAGUGCAGUUUGGAGGUUUACUUCAACUGUGCUGCUAAGUAGGCUAGGGCAAAAAAAAAAAAAAUCUUUAUUUCAGAGUAUUGCUCUUUUCACAUUUAUGGCUCUGUAGCAACCGAAUAGCAGUAGGGGUGAUAUGUAUACUUUUGCUUCACUAAUUGUAGCUGAGCACACAUAGGAAAGUCUAGACACUGUAAGUGGAAUAUGCAUUUUCAAUGUCAUGCAGUUGCCAGUUUCAUUUUUAAAUGCCACAGAUACGUGUUGCUACCAGUCUGUGGUUAAAUGGGGCCACAGAACUGAUCCUUACCACUUCAAAAAAAAAAAAAAAAGAAAA
Messenger RNA from Dipodomys ordii (Ord's kangaroo rat), 4678 nucleotides. It is a transcript of the gene Stox2, whose product is annotated as storkhead box 2. The record is from RefSeq and is a predicted model, not a curated record. The transcript is spliced from 4 exons. Gene Ontology annotation, cellular component: nucleus; cytoplasm. Gene Ontology annotation, biological process: positive regulation of transcription by RNA polymerase II. Gene Ontology annotation, molecular function: RNA polymerase II transcription regulatory region sequence-specific DNA binding; DNA-binding transcription activator activity, RNA polymerase II-specific. Lineage: Eukaryota; Metazoa; Chordata; Mammalia; Rodentia; Heteromyidae. Bases 1473 to 4253 code for a protein of 926 amino acids.